Frankliniella occidentalis (western flower thrips) is the source of this 1370-nucleotide messenger RNA. Its product is annotated as acyl-CoA Delta-9 desaturase-like. Gene Ontology annotation, cellular component: endoplasmic reticulum membrane. NCBI's taxonomy places the organism in Eukaryota, Metazoa, Arthropoda, Insecta, Thysanoptera, Thripidae. The transcript has 5 exons. Gene Ontology annotation, biological process: unsaturated fatty acid biosynthetic process. Bases 42 to 1313 code for a protein of 423 amino acids. Gene Ontology annotation, molecular function: stearoyl-CoA 9-desaturase activity; iron ion binding. The record is from RefSeq and is a predicted model, not a curated record.
UUGAACUCGCUCGUCACCCCGCCUUCGUUUUGCAGAGGGCCAUGGCGUCCACCAAGUUCGCCUCCGACCCGGAGGUGUCGUCCAUGCUCAAGGACUUCUCGCAGCGGAUCGCGAGCAAGAGUCCCGUGGCGCAGAACGGCUCGGUGGCCAACGGCACCGCCAAUGCUAAGGCCGGCGGCAUCGCGCCCAGCAAGGCGAAGACCCCCGCCGCCGUGGAGGCGAGCCCGGCCGUCAAGGAGCCACAGCACGAGGAGCCCUUCAAGACGGAGAUCGUGUGGUUCAACGCCAUCGGCUUUCUCAUCAUGCAUCUCAUCACCCUGUACGGGAUCUACCUGGGCAUGUUCCACGCGUACGUCAUCACCGACAUCUGGGCCUUCAUCGUGGGGUUCGUGUCGGCGCAGUCCGUGCUGCUGGGGGCGCACCGCUACUACACGCACCGCUCCUACAAGGCCACCUUCCCUCUGAGGCUGCUCAUCGUGCUGUGGCAGACCGUGUCUAGUCAGAACUGCCUGUGGGUGUGGGUGCGCGACCACCGCCAGCACCACAAGUUCUCCGACACGCACGCGGACCCCCACAACGCCAGCAGGGGCUUCUUCUUCUCCCACAUCGGCUGGCUGAUGGUCCGCAAGCACCCCGCCGUGUUCGAGGCCGGCCGUAAGGUGGACAUGUCCGACAUCGAGGCGGACUGGCUCGUCAUGUUCCAGAAAAAGUAUUACAAUAUCCUGUACGUGCUGCUGUCCAUUCUGUUCCCCACGGUGGUCCCGGUGUACUUCUGGGGCGAGACCUGGUGGAACUCGUUCAUCAUUUCGUUCAUCACGAGGACCUUUGUCGUGCUCAACGUGGCGUGGCUGGUGAACAGCUGGGCGCAUCUGUACGGCACGCACCCCUUCAACAACGAAAUCCUGCCCAGCGAGAGCAGGCUCGUGUCCUUCCUGACAUUCGGCGAGGGUUGGCACAACUUCCACCACACUUUCCCCUGGGACUACCGGGCCGCCGAGUUCGGCCAGAACUUCAACUUUACUUGCACCAUCAUCGAGACGUUCGCCAAGAUGGGGUGGGCCUACGACCUGAAGGCGGCCCCUGCGGACCUGGUGCGUCGGAGGGCACUGCGCACCGGAGACGGGACGCACCCGAGGUACAACAAGAACGGCGUCCCAGAUCACCUGGUGGCCGAGCCAGAGCCCGAGGAUGAUCUCUUCGACGACGACGACAUGGUCGACGUCAAAGACAACAAGACUGAGAAUAAAGUGCCUGUGCCCGCCGUCGCCGUCUCGACCACGGCCAAGGACAGGUCGAAGGAGAAACGGGGUUGAGUCGCUAACCGCGAUAGCCAAAGACAAUGUAUUUCUCUUCGUCGACCGCCCCGGCCG